Aspergillus tanneri is the source of this 822-nucleotide messenger RNA. RefSeq lists its product as uncharacterized. Lineage: Eukaryota; Fungi; Ascomycota; Eurotiomycetes; Eurotiales; Aspergillaceae. The record is from RefSeq and is a predicted model, not a curated record. The transcript has a single exon. The coding region runs from base 1 to 822 and encodes 273 amino acids.
AUGGUCUCCGCGUGGUGUAUAAAUCGCUGUCGAUAUGCUGUGGAUUUCCCUCGUCCGUUGUCAUAUCAGACUGGUGGUCAAGCAAAACCAAUGGAGAUGCUUCAGGAGAUCGAGCCACGAGCUGGCCAGAUGGCAAGCUCCGAGCGGUCGUCUCCUUUCCUUCGGUUACCUCUUGAAUUGAGACUCAUAAUCUACGAAUACGCACUGGAAAUCCCAAACGACUAUAUGGACCGUCCGUUGAUCGUAGUCGACGACCGAGGAAGUGCAUUCACAGCCCGGGGACGAUACCGUGCCCUGAGUAUGUGUCCCAGCUGGGUGGGCGAGAACGGCCGGGUUCGAAACCUGCUGUCCGUCAAUCGACAGCUGCAUGACGAAGUUGAGGACUUUGUGUAUUCUCACAACGCGUUAUUUUUCCGCAACUCGUUCAAUCUGGACCGCCUCGGAGCCUUCCUAGAUACCUUGAGUGCCACCGCUCGCAAUCGAGUUCGCAGCGUCGGGUUCGAGGUUUUCUUCUUCGUCCAUUCGCAGACCGGCGUGCCCAAGCGCAACUUGAAAGAGUACGAGCGUGCAGGACGCAUGUUGAUGGAGAAACUACCGAACUGGACUACCGUCCUCCUGUACAUGGAUCCCCGAUUCUAUUUUCCAUUAGCUGUGGCUGGAGGUCGAGAACUGUCCGAGUUGUCGGCGCGAGGUGUCUGGUAUCUGGCGACUGUUUUUGGAAAGAUGCAUAAAGAGCUCCAGUUCUUUGCAUUGCCAUCCGUCCAUCGGCACGUUAUUAGCGAGGCUCAAGGGAUGCUUUCACAUGGGGCGAUGACCUUCUAG